Messenger RNA from Setaria italica (foxtail millet), 3097 nucleotides. RefSeq names its product E3 ubiquitin-protein ligase RMA1H1. NCBI's taxonomy places the organism in Eukaryota, Viridiplantae, Streptophyta, Magnoliopsida, Poales, Poaceae. Gene Ontology annotation, molecular function: ubiquitin protein ligase activity; ubiquitin-like protein conjugating enzyme binding; metal ion binding. The transcript is spliced from 2 exons. Gene Ontology annotation, biological process: ubiquitin-dependent protein catabolic process. Gene Ontology annotation, cellular component: endoplasmic reticulum. The record is from RefSeq and is a predicted model, not a curated record. Bases 2122 to 2880 code for a protein of 252 amino acids.
CGAUGAUUCCUGCGCCGUCAAUUCUCGUGUUCUUAUUGGUUCCUGGUGAUGCGAUGAUCUUAGAACUUUUUUUUCCCUUUCGUGCUACGAAUAAGUGCUGCUUGAUGUUAUUCUGUUUGUGCUCAUGGUUUGCAACUUAGGAUCAGCAGCUUCGGCUCCUCUGGUGGAGUAGUGCAAUUGCUUCGCAUUUUGGGGGGAGUUCGUUGGGGUUGUUUCUAUGGGGAUCGUUGUUGCGUCGCUGUUCUUCAAUUGCUCAUGAUCUCCUCUCUCAUCAAUACUCCCGCACCAUUUUAGUGCCACCUUGUCCUAGUUUCCGGAUCUGGCUAUUGGGUGUGUUCUUGACAUCUAUUGUUAUGCGUGUUCCUUUUUUACUUUAUUGGUGCAGUUGUUCACGGGAUGCACCAAUAUUUUCUUUCUGAACGCCAAAUGUUGUUGUCUUCUUUUUUUGUUCGGCAAGGAAACCAAAUGUUCGCUGACAAGUACCUUUCGCUAAACUGCAAGGCUAUACUUUUCAAAUCAUUCUAGUUUCCCGAUACGAGGUUUGAAUUUGCUUCCCAUUUGAAACACGCGUGUUAUAUUGUGUCUGAGUUUACAUUUUGUCAAUUAUUCUGCCAUUCAUGUUCGAUACGAAAUGAAAUUGACUGCACAAUACUAGAGUAGAGGAAAACUUCAGGAUGUUGCUUCAGUCUUACACAACAAUAAUCGGAUCGGCUAUAUUGUUGAGUGCACCUAAUCAAAAGCUGAAGGGCUAACGGCGCCUUGUUUGCAGGCGCCGUGUGCUAGUGCUGUGUUUUUUUUGCUUUUGGAAGUAGUGCCGUGCUUAACUAGAUCCAAAUCAUUGAUACCUGUGUAGGUUACGUCUUUUAUGCAUCGGUUUUGGAGUGCACCAUCUCACCUUGGUAUUGAGUACUCCCUAUGUCCCAGGAUACAUCGGUUUUGGAGUGCACUAAACCAUCUGACCUUGGUACUGAGUACUCCCUCUCUUCCAUAAUACAGCUACGUUUAGACUUUUUCAAAGUUAAAACCUUUUCAAUUAUUUUUAGAGUUAUUGUUGAUCAAAAUUAAAAAUAUUUGACUUUAAAAAAACCUAAAUAUAGCUAUAUUCUGGUACGAAGGGAGUAUCGACUAACAGUGUAAACCAGUAAACGUAGCUAUAUUCGUAACUAUUUCGGUAUCUAUCAGUAGUGUCGGUGUUUGUCAAUUGCUCCUAUAGAACUAAUUGAGUGAUUAGGAUCAGACUGAGGAUUAGAGUACAGAUGCACGUGGCUAUAUCUUCCCUCCCUCCCUCCCUCCUACGAUUGUUGUGUGGUAAACUCUGCUCUACUGGUCAUUUCUUGGUCCUUGACGAAAAACAGAAGUUAAUCCCUGUCAUUGUCCAUGACCUGCAUCUUUGUCCGAAAUCAAGUCUGCAAGACAUGCUGCCUGAUCCGGUUGAGCAGCAGAAUUUAUGAACGCUGGCACCCUCAGCUCAAGGCAAUCAUGGAUGCUGGGUGACAGCUACAGUCUUGACCUGUGGAGCCUGAUCGUUUCGACCAAGGGCAUGUCUGUAUCAGGCCAACCGUGGUGCCGGGUACGGAAGGGUAAACAUCAGACGACAAGAAGACGCAGUAAAAAAACAAGAUUUUUGCGGAUACAACAAGAGUGAUUGCGGUUAACGCACGCCUUCUUUGUCAGAUUACCAUUGGCCAUUUGGCCUGGAGCAGUAGUUGUCGUUUGCAUUGCUGUUUGCUCGUCUGGAGCAGUGUAUCUUGAAUUCUUUUGAUUAGGACCCUCUGAAUUUUGGAUAGGGCACUGAGCAACAUCUGACUGAACCUGAAAGUUUCUGGACCCAUCAAUCUCUGCCGUCCCUACUCUUCUUGUAGGUUCAUUGGUGUCCUUUCGGUGGCACCCCCACACGCAAGUAUAUCUUGCACAUGACCCUGUACAGCAAGGCCACAUAUGUGUAGUCAACGUGGCUUUAUCCUUCUCCUUUGUUUUGCUGCUGCCUGACUAGUCGUCUCGCACAGUUUCGAUCGUACGUCUUGAUUGUGCUACAAGAGGAAGACAGCAAAGCCGGAGUGCAGAGACCAGUAAACCACAGAUCACCGGCCUUGUGCUUGCUGAAAGCGCAUGAAGUAGUACAUGGAUCAGACGCGCACGGCCGGUGCCGGUGAGCAGCCGGCGGCGGCUGCCGGCGAUGAACCGGCGAAGAGGGUCGUCGGCGGGGACGCGCCGGCGGCAACAGGAGGCGGCUGCUUCGAUUGCAACAUCUGCCUCGAGUGCGCCGCGGAGCCGGUCGUCACGCUCUGCGGCCACCUCUACUGCUGGCCCUGCAUCUACGAGUGGCUGCGCCCCGACGCCGACGCGGACGCCGGGAGCUCGGCGAGGCGGCGGUGCCCCGUGUGCAAGGCCGCGGUGUCCCCCGACGCGCUCGUGCCGCUCUACGGCCGCGGCGGGAGCUCCCGCGCCAAGAAGCCGCCGCCGCGCGGCCUGGCCAGCAGCAUCCCGCGCCGGCCGGCUCUACGACAACAGAGCGCCCGAGGCAGCGACAACGGCGGCGGCCACCACCACCGGAACGUCGAAACCGACGCGCCGGCCCGAGCACCACAGCAGGCGCGGCACCACGCCGACGCCGCGCGGUUCGACGCCCUCCUCCCCCCGCCGUUUGUGGACCGCGGCAUAAUGCACUCGACGGCCGGAGGUGUGCUCGGCAGCAUGGCGGUGGCCGUGCUGCCGUGGGUGCUCCGGGGUCAGGCGCAGGCGCCGGGCAUGCACUACUCGAGCCCUUACCACCUGAUGAACCCCAGGCAGAGACGGCGGCACAUGGAGCUCGAGAGGUCUCUGCAUCAGAUAUGGUUCUUCCUCUUCGUGUUUGUGCUGCUGUGCUUGCUCCUGUUCUGAUGUCUGAAGCAGAACAUGAUGCUGCGAGCCAUGCGCAGAAACAAGAGAACCGAGUUGCUGACUUGCUUUGUACAUAGUGAAGGGAUGUGUGAUAUGAUUCACCCGUGACCUAUGUGUCUAGGCUCUUGUUCAUGUACAUGUGAAUGUAAUAGAGCUGUGGCGAUUGCAUGAUAGAGUUCAGGAUGAAAAUUGAAAACCAAUGAACAUAGCUUUUCGA